Messenger RNA from Ilyonectria robusta, 2460 nucleotides. RefSeq lists its product as uncharacterized. The transcript has 5 exons. Bases 1 to 2460 code for a protein of 819 amino acids. Gene Ontology annotation, molecular function: zinc ion binding; DNA-binding transcription factor activity, RNA polymerase II-specific; DNA binding. Lineage: Eukaryota; Fungi; Ascomycota; Sordariomycetes; Hypocreales; Nectriaceae. Gene Ontology annotation, biological process: regulation of DNA-templated transcription; DNA-templated transcription. The record is from RefSeq and is a predicted model, not a curated record.
AUGGAUUCAUCUCGCAAGCCAUCAUAUGAGACCCAAUCUUCAGGAGCCGGUCGGUAUCAGUGUACCCAGUGUCAGCGAACUUACACCCGCGUGGACCAUCUUGCGCGUCAUGUCCGAUCGCACCUUCAGGAACGGCCCUUCCAGUGCCAGACGUGCCAGAAAUGUUUCGGGAGAGCGGAUCUCCUCAAGCGACAUAUGCAGUUGCACGGAGAAGACAGGAGCAACAGAAAGAGAACAAGGCUCAUUGGUCCGUACCACCCGCGGGAGAGCAGAGUCUCGGAGGCCUGUCAAGCCUGUGCCACUGCAAAAGUCAGGUGUGACGAUGACAAGCCGUGCAUGCGAUGCCGGCAGCUUCAGAUUCGGUGUGAAUUCUCUCGCCCACCUCAAGCGACCCGGACAGCGAUUAAAGGUCCGACAACAAGGAAAAGUAAGUGCUGUAGAGAGAUACUCGUUCCCUAUUCCUCGAUCAAUCUCCUGACAUUCCAUGAAUGCAGCGCAAGAACCCACUCAGCUUGCUCUGUGCGGGCUCGCAGACCAAGAACCUCCGGGAAUUUUGGAGCACUCAAGAGCUUCCCACCGCAUCUUUCGGAGGUGCACCUGGUCGAAGAACACUUACCGAGAUCAGGACAACUGGCUCCCAACCGUGUCACACCGAAAAGGCAAGCAGGUGUAGGUGUUGAAGCCUUUCAAAAGUCUUCGCUGUCACGGUGGCUGCCGAGUCAGCAAGACAACACUGCAACACACAUGAACCAGCUAUCCAUCGGGGCAGAAGAAGCCGAAGCUUCAUAUAAUCGCUUGUCUCAGGAGCAUCGAGUUCUGAGCGAGCCCUUGACUGCAACCGCCAGUAAUAGGCUGUUAGCGGUGAUACUGAGCACCUGCGAUGCUGAGAAAGGCGCCGCCAUUGCUGCGGCCUUCCCUCCACGCCAGCAUUUAGCGAAGCUGGUUCAGAACUACAUGACACAAAACCGGGACAUGUCCGCGACUUUCGUCCAUGCACCGACUUUCUGUCCGAAUAGAGAGAGGCCAGAGCUUCUUGGUGCCGUCAUCGCCGCCGGUGCGGUCCUGUCGGAUAGUAGGUCGUUGCAGGAAUUCGGUCUCGCCAUCCAAGAGGCGCUCAGUUUGGUGGUUCAAAAACGAUGCGAGAAGUCGAAUACCGUCACAAGGGAAUUAUGGCUCCUGCAAACUCUGAUGUUCGAGAUUGAGAUUGCUCUUUGGAGCGGAAGCAAGCGCAAGAUGGAAAUCGCCGAGAGCCAGACGCAUGUAUUGUUCACGAUGCUACGUCGCAGUGGAAGAUUUCAGAAAUGCCAAAAACCCAUCCCCGCCCCUCUGUCCCAGGAUUCCGGAGCGGUACUACGCCAAAAAUGGAUCACUUGGAUGCAACAAGAGUCCUACAAGCGAUUGUCGUUCUACGCCUUCUUGUUGGAUCAGCAGCUUUCAAUGGCCUUGCUUGUCAGUCCUCAAAUAUCCUAUGCCGAAAUGCUACUGCCCUUGCCUGAAUCGAACGAACUUUGGACUGCGGAGGACGCCGAGCAGUGGAAGAGUAUCUAUCUGAAGCUCCCCGCCCGACCGGUAGAACAGCUUAACCUUUCCAUGGUGAGCCUUCUACAAAAGCCACUGGAAAUCUCUUCUCUACCGAAUUCCUACGACUUGCGCCUCUCUACACUGAUUGUGCUCCACGGCUUGUGGGGCAUGAUUUGGGAAUGCACCCAGCUUACGUCCGUCCUCCGCAGUGGCCUCAGCCAUAGCAGCGCUGCUGCAACGCUCCACCAAGACCUCUGUCAGGCGCUCGAUAGCUUGCUUAUGGCUGUGACAGAAGUUGAAGAAGCUCAGACACCUGAGGUUUACCUGAUGUUGGGGUUGCUCACGAUAUACCUCCACGUAUCUCUCGAAAAGGUCCAGUUAUUUGCAGGUAAAGAAGAUUUAGAGGAGGCCCGACGCGUGCUCCCGCUCUUGCAGGAAUGGGCAACGCUUCCGAGUGCUCGGCAUGCAAUCUGGGGUGCAGGCCAGGUGCUCCGCGCUGCAAAAGCAUUCCCUGUCCGACAGCUGAGAAACUUUUACGCAAUUGCCGUCUAUCACGCUGGCCUGACCUGCUGGGCGUAUGGGCUCAUCUCUCUGAAGAAUGAGUCACGAGGAAGUGAUGCACAGAGAACGCAUUUAAACUCACCUGCUACCACCAUAUGGCUAGAUGGACCUGACACAAGCGAUGUUAGACGUUUUAUUGCUCUUGGCCGCGGUUCUCCCAGCGUAGGCUACCGGCAGAGUGGCGAAGUGCCAUCCACAGGAAUUGCAUCUCUGUCUGACCCUGUGGCUCUUAUGGGGGUUGUAUUGGGUAUACUGCAAAACAAUAUAGAGCAGCAGACAGGUAGUGCUUCGAUACCACCUCUGGUAGAGAACCUGAUUCAGCUUAUUACAGACCUGGGAGAGGCGGGUUUAAUUGCUAUAAGUAACCUAGCUUACUAG